GAGCGAUUUACAUUAUUUUAAAAUAACACAUGAAAUAGCUAACUCAUUAUUGAUCGAUAUGCGUAUUUGAUAAGAAAAUGUCCGUAAUUCGAAUGUUCGUUAAACAUUGCUUAAUCUAUUAAAUGAUUUACGAUUUGAUAAGCAUAUUUACUUACAUUAAUUUUUUUAUUUUGUAAAAAAUUUAGUAUUUGGUUGUGCAAUGGAUUUUAGAGGCAGCGCUUUCUGGCUGAUAGUAUAUAUUUUGUUUUUGUCGUUUUGUGACAAAUCUUCCGAAACUUCAGAUGUUGUAUGUCCACGCAACACCUAUCUUGCUGAUAAAACGUGUUAUAUGUACAAUACAAACAAUGAUUUUAACUGGCAGCAAGCCGAUGACAUAUGCUAUGGACGCGGUAUGAAGCUGAUGAAGGUCCGAAGUUGGAAUCAGUUCCUGAUUUUCCAGACAUGGACAGACAAAACAGGGUACAGAUUUUGGAUUGGCGCAAAGUUACAUAGCGGGUCAUUUCACUGGUUGGAUGGUAGCAGUUAUUUUCAACCGUAUUGGGUACCAGGGGAGCCAAACAAUUUAAGAAAUGAACAUUGUGUCAUGUUCUGGAAAACCGAUCAUGGAACUGGUUUAAAUAAUGAAGAUUGUGGUAGCAAAUUAGGAUUUAUUUGUGAGGCAGAAGGUAAAGUUUCGUUUUCGUGACAUACAAAUUACGUACUUUAUUAAAAUAUACUUUAUUUUUAU
This is a messenger RNA of Ruditapes philippinarum (Manila clam), 727 nucleotides long. Its product is annotated as C-type lectin domain family 4 member M-like. Lineage: Eukaryota; Metazoa; Mollusca; Bivalvia; Venerida; Veneridae. The transcript is spliced from 3 exons. The record is from RefSeq and is a predicted model, not a curated record. The coding region runs from base 200 to 685 and encodes 161 amino acids.